This is a messenger RNA of Phalacrocorax carbo (great cormorant), 2405 nucleotides long. The record is from RefSeq and is a predicted model, not a curated record. Lineage: Eukaryota; Metazoa; Chordata; Aves; Suliformes; Phalacrocoracidae.
CACCAUGGCAAUGCAUACAGUACUUCACAGACACAGUAGAAUGCUGUCCCUGCCCAGAGAGCUUACAACCUAGGAGCAGCAGCACAACCAGAGGGACCACAGCAAGGUGGAAGAAGACACAAAGUAAAGAAGUACAGCAAAUAAGAUCAUUGUUUGUUUCCAUUUCAGCGAGGUAGGAUUUUACACAAGACAACAGCAAAUGCAGACAAAGGAGAGCAGUGACAGCCCCCUGGGACACAGCAAGGUUUUCCCUCAUCCCAGAACCACGGCUGCUUUGGGAGGCUGGAAGCCAGGCCACCACCUCUUUCCAUCAGUACUUGUGCCUCUCCUGAGAGGCAGCCCUUGCGCCUGGGUAGGCAGGACAGGGGCUGGGCAGAGCACAGAGCUCCCGAGCCGGCACGCACACGUGCAGCGAGCGCGCCAGGGACCAAGGGACCGUAUCUGCUGAGGGAAAACGUGCUGCCGGGCAGCGCGGAGGAAGCUCCCGGGGCUGCCCUCCCGGAGAUGUUGACAGGACGGAGCUCCUCGGCGCGGCGGGCCGGGACCGGCGGGCAGCCACAGGCACCGGUGCCCAGCGAAUACGGAGAGGAGGCGGCGGCGGCGACAACUCUGCAGGCUGGACGCGAGGAGUCCGGGGGCAUGGUCUAAGCGGGGCGGAGGCCGGGCGAACCCCGCGCCCGGGCAGGUGUGAGAUGGCUGCCAGCAGCUGCCUCCUCUUCCUCCUGCCCUGGCUGGUCACGGCCUCACACAGCCCACCUGGCUGCAAGAUCCGGAUUACCUCCAAGGGACUGGACCUGGUGAAGCAGGAGGGGCUGCGCUUUGUGGAGCAGGAGCUGCAGAACAUCACAGUGUCGGACCUGCACGGGAAGGAGGGGCAGUUCCAUUACAACAUCAGCCAGGUCAAGGUGAUGGACCUGCAGCUGGCAUUUUCUGACCUGUACUUCCAGCCUCAGCAGCACCUUGUCUUCAACAUCAACAAUGCCUCCAUCAGCCUGCGCUUCCGGAGGCAGCUGCUCUACUGGUUCUUCUAUGACAUUGGGUCCAUCAAUGCCUCUGCAGAUGGCGUCCACAUCCACACAGUGCUGCAGCUGGCCAAGGACGAGGCUGGACGCCUGAAGAUCUCUAACAUCACCUGCAACGCCUCCAUUGCCAGAAUGCAUGCAGGCUUUUCUGGCACACUCAGGAAGGUCUACGAAUUCCUGAGCACCUUCAUCAUCACAGGGAUGCGCUUCCUCCUCAGCCAGCAGAUCUGCCCGUCCCUGGAGCAUGCCAGCCUGGUGCUGCUGAACUCCUUGCUGGACACAGUGCCAGUGAGGAAUUAUGUGGAUGAACACAUUGGGAUUGACUACUCCCUCCUGCGGGAUCCAGUCGUCUCCACAGACACCCUCGACCUAGACUUCAAGGGCAUGUUUUUCCCCCGUGCAAGAGAGAACCAAGAGCUGGAGAACCACGCGGUGGAGCCGGUGAUCAAGGAGACCGAGCGCAUGGUCUAUGUCGCCUUCUCCGAGUACUUCUUUGACUCAGCCAUGCAUGCAUACUUCCAGGCGGGUGUGCUGGCCAUAGAGCUCCAGGGGCAGAAGGUGCCCAAGGACCUGGAUGUUUUGCUGAGAGCCACCUUCUUUGGGACCAUCUUCAUGCUGAGCCCCACGGUGGAUGCUCCCCUGCGGCUGGUGCUGCAGGUGUCUGCUCCCCCCCGCUGCACCAUCAAACCCUCAGGCACCUCCAUCUCCGUCUCUGCCUUCCUCAACAUCUCAUUGGUGAUCCCGGGCCGCCCUGCCAUCCAGCUCUCCAGCAUGGCCAUGGAAACAAAGCUGAGUGCCAAGGUGUUUCUGCAAGGGAAGGCGCUGCGGGUGCAGCUGGACCUGCGACGGUUUCGCAUCUACUCCAAGCAGUCCGCACUGGAGUCACUAGCGCUGUUCUCACUGCAGGCCCCACUGAAGACCCUGCUGCAGCUGACAAUCAUGCCCAUCAUUAAUGAGAGGACUAAAAAGGGGGUACAGAUCCCACUGCCAGAAGGCAUGGACUUCACCAAGGAGGUGGUCACCAACCAUGCGGGAUUCCUCACAGUGGGAGCCGAUCUCCACUUCUCCAAGGGACUGCGGGAGGUGAUUGAGAAAUACCACCCAGUCCCUACCACCCCUGCCUACCCCAGCUCAAGGCCUGCAGAGCCCAGCGUGGACCCCCACCAGCUCUAGCACUUCUCCCCCACUCACACCUUCACCCCGGACCGAGGGCAGAUCCCGGGCUGGACCCGUAGACUGUAGGUAGGAAGCAGCUUCCCCGGUACCACUGGCACGUCCUGCAGGGCACCUGUGCCCUGGCAGAUAGAAGCAGGGUGGAGACAGCCAUUCUGGGAAUCCCUGCUGCGCCCCUUCUCAUUACACUAAUAAACCACUCUACUCCAA